Phytophthora nicotianae INRA-310 is the source of this 383-nucleotide messenger RNA. RefSeq lists its product as hypothetical. The record is from RefSeq and is a predicted model, not a curated record. Gene Ontology annotation, biological process: microtubule-based movement. Gene Ontology annotation, molecular function: dynein intermediate chain binding. The transcript is spliced from 3 exons. Gene Ontology annotation, cellular component: cytoplasmic dynein complex; cytoplasm. NCBI's taxonomy places the organism in Eukaryota, Oomycota, Peronosporomycetes, Peronosporales, Peronosporaceae. Bases 18 to 383 code for a protein of 121 amino acids.
CUUAAACACCGACAACCAUGGCGGAUGAGCUGCAGUCAUCGGAAGAGCUUGCGUUUGUCGCUGAAGAGGUAGAUCGCAUCAUCCUCACGUCCAUCGAGAGCUGCCUGAAGGACGAAGUCUACGACGAGCUGAAGGUUUCACAGUGGGUCGACUACAUCUGCGAGUCCAUCAUGAAAGGGCUGAGUGAACUACGGAAACCGCUCAAGUACAUUGUGAGCUGCCUCAUCAUGCAGAAGAACGGUGCUGGCGUGCAUGCUUCGGUCUCCUGUCAUUGGGAUACCGUCACAGACGGCGCACACGUCGUCAAGUGGCCAGGCGACAAACACAAAGACCACAACCGGAGCAUGUAUUGCAUUAUCACCGUCAGCGGCCUCAGCUUCUAA